Molecule: messenger RNA, 3077 nt
Organism: Suillus discolor
Lineage: Eukaryota; Fungi; Basidiomycota; Agaricomycetes; Boletales; Suillaceae
Exons: 13
Coding region: 1-3015 (1004 amino acids)
Source: RefSeq, a predicted model, not a curated record
AUGACCACGAAAUAUACCUCAAAUUUCAUUAUUUUAGAGCACUCUUUUUUGUUUCCUCGUUCUAUUCCCUUCAUCUCAAGCAAAAGCGACCUAGCCUUCAUCACUCCUGCACAACAGGUGCCACUUAUUCAGAUGCGAGUAGAACGGGCCGACCCUGGCCUGAUGAAAGCAUCUGUCUGGACAACAACUGUUGGCGAGCUGAUUGAUGAGUGGAGGGAGCUGAACACAAGUAGUAUGGGACGACGCUCUAACAAACGAAUGUCGACGUCCUCCAGACGACUGGAUGAGGAGCGACGGCGAGCAGAAUCCAUAAGACAUGAGUCGAUUUUAUUUUCUUUCCUUCGUUUUUAUCCUCAUAGCACUCCAGAAAAUACACAACGAGCACGUGCUCUCUUAGCUGAGGCCCAGAUUGAGGCUGGACCAGACCACCAUGACAGCACACAGUAUGACUUUGCUUCCUUUGGUUCUGAGGACAACAGCAUGGAUGCUGAGGCAACUGAAGAGGAUACUAUGAGUGGGCCGCUGUUCUCUGAAUUUUAUCACACUUGCUCUGCACAAAGGGGGGCUACCAACCGCCAACGACAUGACAAACGAACACGAACACAGCGCAAUCUCCACGCCCACAUUGCGUGGACGGAGCAGAUGCCUGCCCUCACUGAUGCCUAUCUACACUGGAAGUAUGGGCCAGACUCACAAGAUCUCGACCAUCAUUCUAAGCAUUCAUUCAGUGUCCGCAGUGUUGGUAUCAUGGACCUUUUAAAUAAUGUAAUGAUUCACCAAUGGGUUGAUGAACUGGGGAAUGCUGCGCUCCUGCGCCACAGUCUCCUUGGUUGUUCACCCAUCCAACCAACAGUUGCAAUACACCUUGAGUGUUUAGAGCUCUACCAUCAAAUUCACCAGCGCCAGUCCUCAUUCAGCAUCCAGUCCAUCACCAGAGUUUUGUGUACACUUCACAAUGUAACAUAUAGCCCUACAUUUCGGAGUCAGUUUACUAUCAUGUUUGACAUCUAUAUUCAAAUUCAGUGUUCUAUUCAACAAUGCAUCAACAACAGGCUUCAUAGGAAUCCAGCAGACUGGCACAUGAAUGGAGUAUGUCCAUGCUGUGCAUUCAAGCAACCAAAUGAACCCAAGCUUGUCCCACGGCGAUUACAUAGCAUGGAUGGGAAUCACUCCGCGAAGUGCAUUGAUGGCUCUGGCUCAACAGAUCUCCAAAUUUUUCGGAGCAAUUAUUUCAUUCCCAAUGAUGUGGUUGAGCAAUUCAGGGAUGAUGUUGAGAAUCGCCCCGGUGAACAAGGCACUAACCCAAAUCCCAGCUGCACAGAAAACUGGACUGCUGCAAAGACUCAUGAAGAGGACAAGAUCUCUGUGUUCGAGCAAACCAGUAUAUUUCUCAUGUCCUGUCGCCAUGGUUUUGUGGAAUGUAUCAUUGAGAUGAAGCGCAGUGGUGAGCUUGCGAAGUAUGGCCUUGCUGCAAUCAAUCAGAUGCUUGAUGUCUGUGGGAAAAACCAAGCUCUUGGCCAUGACAUCGGCUGUUCAUCACGCAAGACAGUUGCCGCUAGUUCUAUUGGUGCUAAGGCAGAUGAGUACAACCUUAUCAUUGCAGUCAAUGCAUUCCAUGGGUAUGCUCACAAUCGCCCAUGUCAACUCGAAAAUCAUCCAUUGUAUCUGGACGGCUUUGGAAUUGAGGACUUAGAGACCUGUGAACAGAUUUUCUCAAGUUCCAACAGUGCUGCUUCGCUCAUCUGCCACGCAUCGUAUUUCCAUUGGGUCCAAUUCCUCGACCUUCACUUUGACCAGUGGGAUGAGGACAAGUACCUGGAGCUAAGUCAUUUCCUGCAUAAUAACUAUAUUCAAGCACUUCGCAUGAUCAAUGAUUUCACCCCACUACUGGACGACUUCAAAUUACACCAAUCAUUAACAGAUGAAGACUUCGUUCAAUGGAAGCAUGAGGAAUCAAAGUUCCUCGCUAACCUUGCCCACGAGCCACCAGCCGACGUGUUUGCAGCUACAUAUGUGGAAGAACUCAAAAAACUCCAAUCUAUUGAGGCAUGGUAUGGCAGCAUUACGAGUGUCCCUUUCCUUAUGUACACCCCAGCAAACUUCACAGCAUCAUCUGGCCUCAAUGUGUCAACACGGGAACAUUCUAAGGCCACAGAAGCUGAGCGGACCUCAACAUUACGACGACUUCAAUUGCAAAUGAAUGUCGUCGAAGACUUUGAGCGUCGUCAUGGAAUCAGCAAGCGCUGGAUGCUGUUAGACCCUCAUUAUGUGCAAGCACUAGAAUACUCUGGUCAAUGGUGCUUCAUUCGUGUAGUCGAGGAACUAGAAGCAUUAGCUCUUUUGUUGAUGUUUGAGUUAUCGAAGGCAAAUCUUUCUGGCACAGGAUACAAGAUGCACAAGUACAUAUCAAAAGCAAUUGUGCAACAAUCUUCUGCAAUUUGUACGGCACUCAACAGAUACAACAAGCUGGCACCUCUGCAAGUCCCACCUCAACCAAUCCUUGAGUAUGCUGAGGUCGUAGGGUAUGCGGCCUUAGGGGAAUUCAUGCUCCUGAAGCAUUCACAUCAUGAUCUACUUAUGAAACCAUGGGCUAUACUGGAGAAUCAUGAGAUGGCAGCUAAGUUUUUUAAACUGCUACGCUCACAUGAAGAGAUCACACAGUUGAAUGUUGAGAUGGGCAGACUUCAUGCUUGGAUGGAGUUUGAGGAGAAAAGCAUGGCCUCUGCAAUAGUUGCACUGAACGAUGAAGCCUCGCCCCUCCUAGCAUCUGAGUUGCAGAGGCAAUAUGCUGCACGGCGCUGUGUUAACAAUAUUCACCGUACUCGUUUACAGAAAAUUUGUCUGUUGGAUGGUUAUACUGGUGCGCUGCAUUCAACACUUUUAUUGCAGGAAUUGACAGAGCCGGAGGAGGAGGAGGAGGAGGAGGAGGAGGAGGAGGAAGAAGAGGGAUAUAGUGAUGAGGUGCAUGAAGAGGCUACAAGACUCGCAGAUGCUAUGGCUCAUAUCAUAGUGUAGGGACCAUUGAUGUAUCUGUUGCGCAGAAGAAUGGACAUUGGAUCAAGAUCUCACUGUGACAU